UAGCUGAAAAUCGAUGUUAAAUCGUCAUUCAACGACACUGUUGCAAACUACUAACAGUAAUUAAAACCCUGUAUAUAUAAUAUAUGCUUUGAAUCGAGCAAAUAACUAUAUAAAUCGCAAAUCUUUCUAUGCGGGUCUGGAAUUCUGAGCAACGUAGUAUGGGAAAUAGGCAAAAGGUCUCUCUUCGCGGUCCGCGCCUCUUCUACUAGUAGUUCAAUUCCUGAGUUGACCGCGCACUCUGUGAACGGAUCGUGAAAGUAUAUUGUGUUUACAAGUUAUUGUAUAAAGAUGGAGGAGAAAAACCACUCUGGAAACACCGGGGCAGUGGAAAAUGCCGCGAAAAAUCCGUCGCUUCCAAAAAAGUCUGCAAAAUCGAAAGCAAAGUCCCAACGUUCUAAAUCGUCGCAUCCACCAACUGCAGAUAUGGUGAAUGCUGCUAUCAAAGCGUUGCAAGAUCGCAAGGGAUCGUCAGUUCAAGCUAUCAAGAAAUACAUAGCAACGACAUAUAAAGUUGAUGGUGGAAAAAUGGCGCCAUUUAUUAAGAGAUAUUUAAAAACUGCCGUAACUGCCGGUGCGGUGGUGCAAACCAAGGGAAAAGGUGCCUCUGGCUCGUUCAAGCUAUCCACACCUUCGAAGGGUUCCGAAUCAAAGAGCAAAGCCAAACGCUCCGUGAAAAAGACCGCAUCUGCUGCAGUUGAAAAGAAACCUGCGGAAAAGAAGGCAACGAGUUCUAAGAAAGCGGUUGUUCCGAAGGAAACAGCUGCUGAAACGAAACAAACCACAGAAAUCAAGAAACCAUCUCCGAAGAAAGCUAAAACUGCUGCUGUUAAGAAAGCAGAAUCUCUGAAACAGAAAACAGCAGCAUCACCGAAAAAUUUGUCAAAAGUAAAGAAAGCUACAAAGGCGCCAGCAGCAAAAACGAAAACUCCAAAACCAAAAACGGCAAAAUCUCCCAAAACAAGAGCAGCAGCGAAAAAGUAAUUCGUUGAAAAAUACCUACCAAUUGGCCCUUUUCAGGGCCACAAAUACUAUUUUGCAAAAGAACAAUCUUGGUUAAUGAAUGAAUAUCUUCACUGUUAUUAUUAAUAUUUUUACCAAUAGUACAUUCACUGUCUGAAGCAGAAGUGUGUUUCACACUGAAGGGCUGGGGGAAUUUGAGGAGCACGAUAAUGGAGAAAGAAGUGGCGAAGGAGUUGGCUUCUGAAUUUCUUCGGAAUACUUUCCCAUUUCCAAACGCAGUGGAAUGUUAUGGAUGUAGUGCUGGGCUAUAGAUAUUUCUAAAUGAGACCUUUUACAAUUUCUCAUUUUAUUAGCUACGUGUUCCCCAAAUACUGCAUACUCAUCUCUGGUAGAAACUACUUCAGACAGUGACUGCAUGUAUUUUACCGCUUGUUGUACUGUUGUAAGUACCCUGAGUUGCAUUGAACUUGUCGCAGUGAAGUUGGCUACAAAUUCAUUAACACAUUCACGCCGCAUCGGUGAGACGAUGGGCGAGAUAGACUCACCGACGCGGCGUGAAUGUGUUAGUGAAUUUGUAGCCAACUUCACUGCGACAAGUUCAAUGCAACUCUACACUCGCUUUUCCGUGGACGCUUUAGAUUUGUAGGGGUUUUGAAUGGGGUUGGUGCAAUUUCUUUCUGCGAUCCAUCAUCAGUAGUAAAAGUUUCGGAUGAAGUUCCGAAUACGACCGGUCGCCGAUCAAGAUGAAAUUUUAAGGGGGAGGGGAUCCCAAAUAUAAAGUGGUAUCUUCGGCUUCCUAUUAGUUUCCGAGAUAUUAAUUAAAAACUUUCGUACAAUACAUAGAAUUUUUCCUAUACAGACGUAACUAACACAACCGUCUUCGCUGUAGUAAGCUGACAUCGUCAAGUGCCGAACAGCCGUUGACACAGUGGGGGUUCCAACCUGACUAUCUAUAGGGUGUCCUAUUCAAAACUUUAGAGAUACGACCACUUCCGGCGGCCGGAAAUUUAUCUGGCCUAACCUAACCUACGUAUAAAUCAAAUGUGUUUAAUUCCUUGAGAAUUAGUAAUACAAUAUAAAACAUAACGUAAUGUAACUAAAAAAAUGGAUUUUACAUGGUACACCCUAUAGAAACGGAAGACGAUAUUGCUAUAGUGUGAACGGUUGUUCGACACUUGACGAUGUCAGCUUACUACAGCGAAGACGGUUGGGAAGCCGAAGAUACCACUUUAUAUUUGGGGUCAUCUACCUGCUCCCAACCAACCCUCCAAAUUUCAUCUUGAUCGGCGACCGGUCGUAUUCGGAACUACAGCC
Messenger RNA from Osmia lignaria (orchard mason bee), 2274 nucleotides. RefSeq lists its product as uncharacterized. Gene Ontology annotation, biological process: nucleosome assembly; negative regulation of DNA recombination; chromosome condensation. The record is from RefSeq and is a predicted model, not a curated record. Gene Ontology annotation, cellular component: nucleus; nucleosome. Gene Ontology annotation, molecular function: nucleosomal DNA binding; structural constituent of chromatin; double-stranded DNA binding. Lineage: Eukaryota; Metazoa; Arthropoda; Insecta; Hymenoptera; Megachilidae.